AUGGAUAUGUUUUGCCUCUGGGAUGAGUUGAACGUUCCAUCUACCAACAUCUACAAGGAGGGCGAGAAAAUGUCAUUUUACGACGAAAUUGAGUUAGAAGACUUUACUUUUGACGCUGAUUUCAAUUUGUAUACAUUUCCUUGUCCUUGUGGAGAUCGCUUCGAAAUCAGUUUGGAUGAUCUUCGUUCGGGAGAAGAUGUCGCUCGUUGUCCUAGCUGUAGCUUGAUUGUUCGCGUUAUUUACGAUGAAGACGACUUUCUUGAAGUAGAAGAAGAUGAAAAUCCAUCUGCUCCUGUCAUCAUUGCUGCUUAA
Messenger RNA from Schizosaccharomyces octosporus yFS286, 312 nucleotides. Its product is annotated as diphthamide biosynthesis protein Dph3. Bases 1 to 312 code for a protein of 103 amino acids. The transcript is spliced from 3 exons. Gene Ontology annotation, biological process: protein histidyl modification to diphthamide. NCBI's taxonomy places the organism in Eukaryota, Fungi, Ascomycota, Schizosaccharomycetes, Schizosaccharomycetales, Schizosaccharomycetaceae. The record is from RefSeq and is a predicted model, not a curated record. Gene Ontology annotation, molecular function: metal ion binding.